Molecule: messenger RNA, 3116 nt
Organism: Nematolebias whitei (Rio pearlfish)
Lineage: Eukaryota; Metazoa; Chordata; Actinopteri; Cyprinodontiformes; Rivulidae
Product: cadherin-2
Exons: 16
Coding region: 117-2855 (912 amino acids)
Biological process (GO): cell-cell junction assembly; synapse assembly; regulation of synaptic transmission, glutamatergic
Cellular component (GO): cytoplasm; postsynaptic specialization membrane; plasma membrane
Molecular function (GO): calcium ion binding; cadherin binding
Source: RefSeq, a predicted model, not a curated record
GGGGAGAGAAAGGAGUCACACACCGAGCGAGGAGGGCUGCUGGGAGCAGGGCGGCGGGCUCAUGCGGGGCUUCACUCGGAUUUAAACAGUCCAAGGAGGGAUCCUGACGGAACCAAAUGGAUCUUCUUUGGGCCUGGAUGUUGAUGGCGGCGGAGGUUGUUUUAGCUGAGCAGUCAUUGGCACACAAGCAGGAGUCGUUGCUGUGUUUCAGGGGAUUUAUGCAGGAGGAGAACAUCAUAGAAGUCGACCAAGAGCUGGCUAAGGGACAAGCUGUGUUCAACGUGACCUUCAUGGAUUGUGGCGAAGGACAAGUAUGGUUCAGAGUUGAUGAUUCUCCUGAUUUCAGCGUGAGUCAGCAGGGUGUAGUCUCCACCCUGCGGCACCUUAACCUGGUGGGGAAGGAGGAAGUUGAGGUGGUGGUCUAUGCUCAGGACCUCCAGUCCAAGCAGCUGUGGAAGGUCAAAGUUCAUCUCCACAUUUGUCCAAACAGCAGGACUGCACUUCAACAGGUAAAGCUUGAUGAUGCAGCACUGACUCAGCAGCAACCACAGAUCUUGUUUCCAUGGCGCAGCGCGGUCGGCGGGGGUGACGGCACUCUAAGGCGGGUGAAGAGAGACUGGGUCAUUCCACCAAUCAACGUCCCGGAAAACUCACGAGGACAGUUCCCUGAGGACCUAGUCAGGAUCCACUCGGACAGGGACAAGAACCGGAUGCUGCGUUACAGUGUGACAGGUCCCGGAGCAGAUCAGUUCCCGAGUGGUAUCUUCAUCAUUGAUCCCGCCUCAGGCCAGCUGUCUGUCACCAAACCACUGGACAGGGAACACAUCUCCAACUUUCAUCUACGAGCCCACGCUGUGGACGUGAAUGGGAACCAAGUGGAGAACCCCAUAGACAUCGUCAUUAAUGUCAUCGACCAGAAUGACAACCGACCAGAGUUUAUGCACACUAUUUUCAACGGUUCUGUUCCCGAAGGCUCCAAGCCUGGAUCUUUUGUGAUGACGGUGACAGCCAUGGAUAAGGAUGACCCAAAAACAGCCAAUGGGAUGUUGCGUUACAAGAUCCUGUCCCAGAAUCCCCAGAGCCCCUCUUCCAACAUGUUUACCAUUAACAACAAGACUGGUGACAUCGUCACUGUGGCAGCAGGCCUCGAUCGGGAGAAAGUCACCCAGUACACCCUCAUCCUCCAGGCCACCGACAUGGAGGGAAACCCCACCUACGGCCUUUCUAACACCGCCACCACUGUUAUCAGGAUCAACGACGUCAACGACAACCUUCCUGACUUUACCACAGACACAUUCUUUGGGGAGGUUCAAGAGAACAAGGUAAACGUGAUUGUCGCCAACUUGACCGUGACAGACAAAGACCAACCACACACACCGGCCUGGGGCGCCAUCUACCGCAUCAUCGCUGGAGACCCCACAGGACGGUUCUCCAUCCCCACUGACCCCACCACCAACGAGGGAUUACUCACUGUGGUCAAGCCCAUAGAUUUUGAACUGACCCGUUCUUUCAUGCUGAUCGUGGAGGCGGAAAAUGAGGUUCCUCUGGCCCGAGGCAUCCAUCUGCCCCGCCAGUCUACAGCAACGGUCUCUGUACAAAUCCUGGACAUCAAUGAGAGUCCAGAGUUCAGCCCCAACCCCAAGUCUAUUAAACUGGAGGAAGGUCUGCCUGCUGGCUCCAUACUCACCACCUUCACUGCCCAGGAUCCGGACCGCUUCAAGAGACAAAAUGUCUGGUACUCCAAGAUGUACGACCCUGCCAACUGGCUGAAGAUUGACCCAAUGAACGGAGAGAUUUCCACCAUCGCCGUCCUCGAUCGAGAGUCUCCCUACAUGAAGAACAACCUUUACAACGUUACCUUCAUGGCUUCAGAUGAUGGCCUCCCCCCUGCCAGCGGGACAGGAACCCUGCAGAUAAACCUGCUGGACAUAAAUGACAAUGCGCCUCACGUCUUUCCUCCUGAGGUGGAAAUGUGUGAGAAGCCCGAGCCCAACGCCUUGAACAUCACAGCCAGUGACCCGGACCUGAACCCCAACGCUGGACCAUUCGCAUUUGAGCUGGUCACUCGUCCAUCAGAUGUCCGGCGUAACUGGACCCUCGGCCACCUCAGUGGUGAGUACGCCCAGAUUCGCCUGCGGAUCGGCUCCCUGGCCAGCGGCAUCUACGAGAUUCCUAUCACCAUCACAGACUCUGGAAACCUGCCCAUGACCAACACGUCCCUGCUGAGGGUCAAAGUGUGCCAGUGUGAUCGCCAUGGUGACUGCGUGGACAUGGAGAGAAUCAUGGCUGCUGGAUUGGGCACUGGAGCCAUUAUUGCCAUCCUCAUCUGUAUUAUCACGCUUUUAGUUCUGGUGCUGCUGUUUGUGAUGUGGGUGAAGAGGAGGGAUAAGGAGCGUCAGGCCAAACAGCUUCUUAUUGAUCCGGAGGACGACGUCCGGGACAACAUCCUGAAAUAUGACGAGGAGGGAGGUGGAGAGGAGGACCAGGACUACGAUCUGAGCCAGCUGCAGCAGCCCGAUGCUCUGGAGUCGGAGUGCAUCAAAGUGGGGAUCAGACGUCUGGACGAGAGGCCCCUCCAUCACGAGCACCAGUACCCACUCCGCUCCACAGCCCCCCAUCCAGGAGACAUAGGAGACUUUAUUCAUCAGGGCCUGAAGGCUGCAGACAAUGACCCCACAGCACCCCCCUACGACUCCCUGCUAGUGUUCGAUUACGAAGGCAGCGGCUCCACCGCCGGCUCCCUCAGCUCGCUGCGCUCCUCCUCCAGCUAUGGAGACCAGGAGUACGAUUACCUCGGCCACUGGGGGCCGCGUUUUCGUAAACUGGCCGACCUGUACGGCGGGGGGGAAGAUUAGCAUCGUCACUCCUCAUCUAACGAGAACCACCACCCCCCACACUUGCUUCAGAAGGCUCAGGUGGGGGGCAGAAGAGCAGAUGAUGGACUACGUUGGCAUUUAAAUUUCGCUGCCUGUUGGGGGACAGCCGAUGAAACGUGUCGAGCUGGUGCAUAUCUGGGCCACUGAACUGGAUCAGAGCGUUAGCCUGUAUGCUAACAACUGUGUGCUGAGGCAGACGCUCAUCCACACUUGAAUCUGACCGUUCAGCAGCACCGGGUC